Elaeis guineensis (African oil palm) is the source of this 2436-nucleotide messenger RNA. RefSeq names its product putative pentatricopeptide repeat-containing protein At3g15930. Gene Ontology annotation, molecular function: zinc ion binding; protein binding; RNA binding. The record is from RefSeq and is a predicted model, not a curated record. Gene Ontology annotation, biological process: RNA modification. NCBI's taxonomy places the organism in Eukaryota, Viridiplantae, Streptophyta, Magnoliopsida, Arecales, Arecaceae.
CCCACUCAGAGCUGGUGAGACAAGUGUAAGCUGACGCCAAACCCCACCGCGUCACCCUCAGAGAAGAGAAAAAGAGGUGGUCCGGAAUGUGUUUAUGCGAUUGCCGAUCCCGUGGAAGAAGAGGCGAUUGUCUCCCUUCAGCUGUACCAACCAUCUCCUCUUCAGCAGCUCCAACCCCACCAGGCUAAUCACCAUGUUGUCUUCUCCUCCUCCCCCUCCCUCAUCAAAUUCCCUCGCUUCCACCCACCUCCAAUCCUCCCCACAGAAUCACCAGCUGACCUCCAUACUGGACCAAUGCAAGACCAUGAAAGAAUUGAAGCAAAUCCACUCCCAGAUGAUCCGCACCGGUCUCAUCCGCUCCCCCCUCGAACGCCGCCGGCUCCUCUCCUUCUGCUGCACGCAUCAGUCCGGCGACAUGGACUACGCUCGCCUCCUAUUCGAUGAAAUCCCCAACCCAGACCUCUUCGAUUGGAACUCCAUGAUCAGGGGCCACUCCAACCGCCACUCCCCCGAUGCCGCAGUAUUAGUUUACGUGGAGAUGCUAGCACGAGGCUUCGUGCCCGAUGACUACACCCUCCCUUUCUUGCUGAAGGCCUUCACUCGAGACGCGGCCGUUGGGUUGGGGGACGAGCUCCAUGCUCACGCGCUCAAGUUUGGUCUGAGCUCCAAUGCCCAUGUUCGGAACGCAUUGAUCCGUAUGUACUCUACUAGCGGGGAGAUCGAUACUGCUCGUGAGCUAUUUGAAAGGAGUUCGAAGCGAGAUGCGGUUAUGUGGAAUGCUAUGAUCUCUGGCUAUAAUAGAAGCAAACAAUUCGUCGAAUCACUCAAACUUUUUGAGGGGAUGGUGCAAGCUACUGUGACUCCGACGCCGGUGACUUACAUUUUGGUGCUAUCAGCCUGUGCAAGAUUGAAAGAUCUGGAGUACGGAGCUCGAAUCCAUGGCAUCAUCAAGGAAAGCAGGAUGUUGCCCAACUCAAAGUUAGAGAAUGUGUUGAUUGAUAUGUAUGCUGAAUGUGGGGAUAUGGAUGAGGCCUGGAGAUUGUUCGAGGGCAUGAAAGUCCAAGAUGUGAUAUCUUGGACGGCAGUGGUUGCUGGAUUUGCUAAUUCAGGAGAGAUCGAUCGAGCUAGAAUGCUUUUUGAUCGGAUGCCAGAAAGGGAUUCUGUAUCGUGGACGGCCAUGAUUGAUGGUUAUGUUCAGGCAAGCCGUUUUAAAGAGGCUCUGGAGGUUUUUCGUGCAAUGCAGUUUGCAAAUGUCAGGCCAGAUGAAUUCACCAUGGUCGGCGUGCUCACCGCCUGCGCACAGUUAGGUGCACUUGGAGUGGGGGAAUGGAUAAGGGUUUACAUGGAACGCAACAAGAUCAAAAUCGACAUCUUCGUGGGCAAUGCUCUUAUUGACAUGUAUUCAAAGUGUGGUAGCGUAGAGCGUGCUCUCGAGAUCUUCAACCUGAUGCAUCGGAGAGACAAGUUUACAUGGACUGCGAUUAUCAUGGGUCUCGCAGUGAAUGGAUGUGAGGAAGAGGCUCUUGAUCUCUUCUCCAAAAUGCUCGGAACUUCAGUGAGACCUGAUGAGAUAACAUACAUUGGUGUUCUCUCAGCUUGUACUCAUGCUGGUUUGGUGGAAGAGGGCAGAGAGCUCUUUUCUAGCAUGAUCAAUAUGCAUGGGAUCAUGCCCAAUGUCACACAUUAUGGGUGCUUGGUAGAUCUCCUUGGCCGAGCCGGGCAUCUAAGAGAGGCAUUGGAGACCAUAAACAAUAUGCCCAUGAAACCAAAUUCCACUGUUUGGGGAGCUCUCCUCGGGGCUUGCAGAAUUCAUAGGGAUGUCGAAAUGGCCGAGUUGGCUGCUAAACAUCUUCUUGAGUUGGAGCCUGAGAAUAGUGCUGCCUACAUGCUCCUCUCCAAUAUAUACGCCAAGUGUCAUAAAUGGGAUGAGGUGCGCAAGGUGAGACAGAUGAUAAUGGAUAGGGGAAUUAGGAAGACACCUGGUUGUAGUCUGAUAGAGGUGAAUGGGGAAGUUCAUGAAUUUGUUGCUGGAGAUAGGUCGCAUCCAGGAUCCGACGAAAUUUACUCCAAGUUGGAAGAGAUGAGCAAGGAGUUGAAAUGUGCUGGCUACGUACCGGAUACUUCAGAGGUCUUUCUGGAUGUAGGAGAAGAGGAGAAAGAAAAUGCUAUUUAUUGGCACAGUGAGAAGUUGGCAAUCGCCUUUGGACUGAUCAGUUCACAGUCGGGUGUUGCAAUUAGAGUUGUGAAGAAUUUGAGAAUGUGUUUUGAUUGUCACAGUGCAAUAAAGUUUGUGUCCCAAGUUUACAGUAGAGAAAUUGUCGUGAGGGAUCGAACCCGCUUCCACCAUUUCAGGGGUGGAUUGUGUUCUUGCAAUGAUUAUUGGUAAUUAAUUUUGCAUCAUGAAUAAACAAAGCAGUUCUAGGGUUUCCAAAAAAC